Molecule: messenger RNA, 919 nt
Organism: Salvia miltiorrhiza (redroot sage)
Lineage: Eukaryota; Viridiplantae; Streptophyta; Magnoliopsida; Lamiales; Lamiaceae
Exons: 2
Coding region: 1-828 (275 amino acids)
Source: RefSeq, a predicted model, not a curated record
AUGGGAGACAAAAAAACAUUAACAAUGGCAAGAAAAGAGCUGGAAGAAAUGUAUGUGGGAGUUGCAGAUGACUCUGUAAACCUCUCUUUCCAAGAGUUGGCUCAAGUGAUGCACAAGAAUGUAGAGAAGAAGAAGCUCCCUCCUUCCUCAACCAUGGCCGCCAUCUCCGAAUCCGGCCAGUCCGAACCGGCCCUAGCCAAACUCCCCAGCCUAGACUUCAGCAGAGCUUUGCAACAUGCAUCCCUCAACAACCACCAACACCACCACGUCGAUGUCCACAGCCACCACGCUCACCACCAUGGGGCCGGAGUUAGGUCUCCGGCCUCCAUGGACCAGAGGAGCUUCACAUAUGAUGAUAUGAGCCAUGUGAGCGACAUGAGUUCCGUGGCAGCCUAUGGAGGUAGAGGCGGAGGAGGAAGAAGGCGGCGGCCUGGGAUUCCCCACUCCAACAUCUGCGCCGUCUGCUCCACCUACACCUACAUCUUCCGCCACCGUUGCCUGGUUUGUGGGAGAGUUUACUGCAGGCAGUGUGUUGCAAUUGGAAUGGGGGAGAUGAAAGAAGGAAGAAAAUGCAUAGACUGUUUAGGCAGAAGAUUCAGCCAAAGGUACAUCAACAAGGCAGGAAAUGUCGGUUGCUGUUUGGGAUAUCCAUCCACAGUCAAACAGCAAGAGCUCAAGUGGGCCGAGAAAGGGCCGCGGACGAGACCCGAAGCCGCCCACGGCCACCGCACCACCGGACUGCCGCCGACACCAACCAGCCAUCAUCACAGUCCCAAUCCCCCUUCAUCGCCUUACGCAAAUAAUAGCCACCAUUUCUUACCUUUGUAGUAGCUCUAAUUAAACUCUUGCAGUAAUUCUAUUACAACAUUGUACCUUUUUCUUUUUUCCUUAAUUAAUGGAACUCAUUUUUUCAAGUGAA